UAAGUGGUAUUGCUGGCUCCCCAGUAGAUGCUUACUUGUUCAUCGUGUCAUGUUUGAACCGCAGCCCGUAUUCAAGGUCAACCUAACCAUUUCCAUUUUCACACACAUGGUGUAAGGAGUUGCCUAGGUUUUGGUGACUCGAAAGUUGGAAGUUAGACCCCAAGUGUGGACGUAUUUUGCUAAAUUGGCAUGUGAUGAACGUUGCAACUUUAUUAUGUUAGAUGUUGGGAAAGAGUUCCAGUGAGCAAAGUAAAAAAUCUUGAUUUUUGCUGAAAUCAAUUGAUUGCAUGCAACUCACAGGGGCGUACAAACGCAGGUCAAUACCUAAAUUAUAUUUUAACUUUUUAGGACAUUCGAUAAAUACAUUAUUCAAGUCUACAGGGAAUUGUACUCCUGCCGAAAUCAUCACAUGGAAAUAAUAGAAGACUUUGACUGUCAAAAUUUUCCUGACUAUGAAAUUCCGUCUAAUCAAGUUUUUAUUAUCAAUAUGCGUGAUUCUGCAAGAAUUUGUACACUGUGGGAAAACUCUACAAGCAGAUUCAGAGGAAAACAUAAGCAAAAAAAUAUGCGAAUUUCCACAGUUCAGAAAAUUAACCAAAAAAAUCAUUUAUAACAACAAGACACAUUUUUGUCAAGGAUGUAAAACGUUCAGAACGCUUUUUCUCAAAGCCGAUGCAAAAAAAUUAAAUUUGAAAAACGUGGAUAUGUGUACGAAGAAAUGUGACGGGGUUCUAUGCAGUGGCCUAAAACUGGAAUGUGUGCAAUCGAAAGUAGCUGGUGAAACAGCAGAGAAAACGUGCGAAAAAAUCGGCGGACGAGCAGUUAACCCAUGGCAUGGUGGCAGCGAAGAGGGAGGUAACAAUAACGCCGAAGAUGGCAGGAAUGCCAGCGGACAGAUGAUGACAACUCCCGUCUCGUUAUCUAACUCUGAGUGGCAUUCUAACGGUGUUUCAAACAUUGCAAGGAGGAAUCAAGAAAAUCUACGAGUUCAGGAAGCCAGCACAGAAGAUUUGACGACAGUACCUAUGUACGAAAUUCGAAACGACAACAAAGUGUACAGGCAAGACGAGAAUGGAAAUGAAUAUUUAUUAAAAAACGAGGAUGAGUGCAGUACAAUGAGCAGAACUUCUUACAACGGCAGCGACCUUUUUCCGUAUUUUGCUCAGAUGAACAGCAGUCCAAUGCGAAGCAACAGGUCUUCUGAUGUAGUAUUGGAGGACGGCUAUGUUACGGGAGGAAAUUUCAUAGGGAGUGCAGAUCCACAAAUUAGAGAAUUUUUGAGGCAAAACACACAUACUUCGAAAGAAGGAAAUGAGGCUUUUGUAAAUGAUAAAUCAGAGCUUGAACAAAAUUAUUACAUGACAGAACAAUUAAAUGCCACAAACGAAGCUCUUUCAAUGUCGCUCACUCAUUCUGUGGGUUGUGACGGUGUGGAGUAUGUGAUUGAAGACCAAGAUCUUGUCUCCUUUAACACUCCUGUAUCUUUUUCCAAACAAAAAAGAACCCCACAAUCGCAGAGAAUGCGGCGAAUAAACGAAAAUCAUGACAUUAUGCAAAUAACUUUACAACCUGGUGAUCUUGACAGUGACUUUGAAGAUAACUCCCGCCCAGACUCUGCUGUUAAAUCGGACAAAAGCGAAGUAUUCUUUUCCCCCACUACGCAGUCGUUGCAAGCAGGAGAAAAUUCCGCUUUCAAAACAGAUAAUUCAUUUGUAGAGUCACCCUGUUCAGAGAGUGGCAUUGAGGGCAGUUAUAACAGUAAGGAAUCAUGUGAAAUCUUAUUAAAUAAUGAUGACCCGCCAAUUCAUUCAUGGAAUGAAAAUGGCAAAGGGAGAUCGAGCGAGCGACUUGUUGAAAAGACCCGAACUCCGAAAAUAAAUAGAUAUCUAGCAAAUGGCGGUAAUAGAGCAAAAAGUUGUACAUGGAAAUCACCAGCUGCCCCCACACAUUCGUCCUCCAGAAAAUUAUCCGUACCAAUCCACUGUCCGUCAUCUGUGCCAACACACCCGAAACCCCAUGCUACAAAUCUUACACAUGUCUUCGUUGAUGUGCACAGAAAUAUGGCGAGUUCUGAUGAAGACUUAUUGGGGCAUACCUCCAUAAAUAACAAGUCAUGUGAAAGACCUUUUAGAGCAAACCUACAAUCAAGCUCCUCAACUGAAAUGAUAUUUGGCGCACUGCAAAAUACGCCUGACCACAUGCCUUUUGAUGCCUAUACUUCUCAAAAUAACGAACAACAAGAUGGGCUGAAAAUUAACAGACAAAGACGAAAUAAGUCCAUGUAUUUGCUCAGAAAUGGAGGUAUCCAUAAAACUCCUGACUGGGCGCCGCCACGCACAGUGCGAUUUAGCUCAAGUGGUAGUGGUGAAUACGCUAUACCUUUUGGAUCACUCGUACCAUGACAUGCGAAUGCAAUCAACAAACAUAUAUUUUUAUUUUUAAAUCUAAUUACUUUUGUUCCAUUUUAUACUGCUAUGUGCCCAAGGCCUGUAAUAAAUGCACAGCUACAAAAAAUAGAGAAUUUAACCUCAUUAAACACAUGAUUUGGGAAAGCAAACACAAAAAGGUGUUAACAAAACAGUUGAUCUUUCCUUAAGUAUAGCACUACUUCAUUAUAUAUUUCUGGUUCUCAAAGUUCUCUAGACUUAUAAACAUGUAUGAAAACUGAGAAUCCUGGCUCUGGUAUUUAACCGAACAUUGACUCUAUCUCGAGUUACCCAAGAAAAAGCAAGCGAGGUGCAGUAGAAUACUUAGGCCUGACACAUUUCAGCACUUUGUCCAUCAUCCUGAAGAGAGCAACACUGAACCUAAUCACUUCAGAAUGGUAUUUUGUAUUCUAUUUGCAUUUGUGUAUUUGAGUUCAAAAUCAACUUCCCAUUGACAGACUAACAUCAGUAUAAAGUUUAUACUGAUACUUACUUAUACUAUAAACGCUUUCUUUACAACAUAAAAUCACAAUAGAGGUUUUUAAAUUUCAAAACAUCUAUGUGAAGUUAAGCAACUCAUUUCUCUCUAAUGUGGAGUGAGACAAAUGCACAUUCUAACUGAAAUUGUUUUGCAAUAGUUAUGUUAAUAUCUGAAGUACAGGAAUUGAUACCAAUAAGUUGCUUUGGUAGCUGAAUCAGCAUUAAGUUAUACAACCAGUUUAUGUGCUGCAUUUUCUAAUUAGGCUCAUCCAGAGUCAAUCACCUACCUCACAUUGCUGACAAACUGAAUGAACUGAUGUGAUGUGAUAUUGAUAGGUCAUGUUAAAUCUGUGAAAUUAAUGUCCCUGCAAAUCCAGUCAUAAAAAAAAGAAGCUCACUGACUUAGUCAUGGUUACUGACCAUUUGGUAAUUUCUGAUUUUUUUUUUAAAUCCAGAAAAAAGUGACUGCUCAUGAAAAUUAUAAUUAAUAAAAA
Messenger RNA from Styela clava, 3400 nucleotides. Lineage: Eukaryota; Metazoa; Chordata; Ascidiacea; Stolidobranchia; Styelidae. The record is from RefSeq and is a predicted model, not a curated record.